AUGGAAGGCAUUCUCCGGUAUCUUCGCACGCCUGGUGCAAAAGGCGAAAUCGAAGCAGCGGCACCCACUCAGAGAGUAUCGCACGGUCUGGAUGGUAAAACACAGGCAGAUAUCUCAGACUCAGUUGGUUAUACUGUUCCUGUGAAAGCGAGGAUGCUUGACCGGUGGCUGGACCGUGUCGUCCAGUUCUCAGGUUCCGAAGUUGUUUUCUUCGUUAUCAUUUCUGGGCUACUUGCGUGGGCUUUUCUGGGUAUUCGAUACGGUACCGCGGAUAGUUGGCAGGUGGCGAUCUCAGAUGUUCAGGCCAUUGUUGCUUAUGUCUUCGAUUCGUUCUUAGUGCGUCAGGAGUUGAACCUCUAUGAAGAGGGAAUGGCAGCUGCUGCCACGCUGCAAUCAAGGUUGAUGAGCCACGAGCGGAUGCUGAGAAAACUACUCCGUGACUCCCAAACGGAUAUGUUCGAAAAGGGCGUGCCACUUGCCGAAGAGAACAAAACCCUUCUUGAUAAGUAUCGAGUCGACUUCCCAUCGGAGACAUGGUUUGGGCGCUUUACUACCUAUGCAUCCCAUGUGUUCGGUCAUCUCGCUACCGUCAGUCUCUACUGGGCUGGGGUGUUCAUAUGGAUCGGGAUUGGUCGUCUCUGCGGGUGGAGCAAUAACUGGCAGCUCUAUAUGAACUCUGCUUCCUCUGCACUCAUGGUCUUCAUCUUCGCUUUCCUUGCGAAUAUCCGAGAGCGCCAUUCAGCGUACAUGAAUAAAUGCCUUGACGCAAUAUUCAAGACAGACUCGAUGGUAGAGGCGCGCCUUCGACAUCUCACUGGAGAUGAUGCUGAAAAUGCCAUUGUCGUUCUUCCAGCGCCAAAGGUCGGUAUCAUACAACGGGCUAUAUACUACUAUGCGGACUUUGUUGGAACUCUAGUUGGUAUCGGGAUUCUCACGGUUGUCAUCGUCGUCUGGGUUGCCGUUGGACCAUUGUUGCACUUCAGCUCCAACUGGUGGCUCAUCAUAGGAACAUAUGCUGGCCUCGUCGGUAUGAAUGACGGUUUUGUCCUCCGUAAUAUGCAGAACAGGCUCGGCAAAUAUGUGGAUGACGAAUUUUCUCGGGUUGAAGUUGAAGACGAAAAGCUUUAUGCUAUUCUCAGUAUACCGAUGCCUGAAAAGGAAACGAUCGGGAAACCGUCACCUACUCAGAAGGUCUCGGAACUCGUGAACAAGAUCUCAUCUCAUGAGCUUACCGUUGUAGCUGGGGUUCUCACCAUUUGUGGCCUGGUUGCUGGCGCCAGCGCAAUGAGAUGGAGUACAACCGGUCAGCUCCUAUGCAAUGUCCCGCCAAGCCUUAUUGAGUCCUUCUUCAUGAUUGUUCUUAUCACAGGCCAUAAUGCUGCUGACGACAAACGACGCAUUGGUCUUAAGAAUAUAUAUGAGAGACGUCUGAGACUCUUGUCCUUCGCAGAGAGUAUCAAACCGCAUACUAAUGAAACUCUCGUGGAGACUCCAACCAAGGAUAUCAAUACUUGA
This is a messenger RNA of Paecilomyces variotii, 1515 nucleotides long. RefSeq names its product metal ion transporter. NCBI's taxonomy places the organism in Eukaryota, Fungi, Ascomycota, Eurotiomycetes, Eurotiales, Thermoascaceae. Gene Ontology annotation, biological process: transmembrane transport. The transcript has a single exon. The record is from RefSeq and is a predicted model, not a curated record. The coding region runs from base 1 to 1515 and encodes 504 amino acids.